Molecule: messenger RNA, 2882 nt
Organism: Rhodofomes roseus
Lineage: Eukaryota; Fungi; Basidiomycota; Agaricomycetes; Polyporales; Fomitopsidaceae
Exons: 5
Coding region: 357-2678 (773 amino acids)
Source: RefSeq, a predicted model, not a curated record
GCGAAGCACUCUGUCCUCACGUACAAUGCUCAUCUGGCCACUCUACUAUGGAUUCUCGGGGUCGUGUUGAUACAAGUACCCGACCGGCGCUCCUUGCGUAUCGGACAAUCUUCCCACGGGUAGAAGGUGAGGAGAGGGCUGCCGUUGAGCGGAGAGUCUACGCUCCUGCUCAGGUGGGUCAGAAGAUGCCUCGUGUAGCCUCCUCGUUCUCAGCGCCCCGGGUCUUGCUAUCUACACACUCCUCUUUGUCGAAUCUGGCAGCAAAGCCCCUUGAACUGCUUGCGCGAAGUCGUACUUGAUACCGAUAUCUUCAAAAUCUACGCCUUCGGGAUUUUGCGCGACUUCACCCGCACGACAUGGCAAAAGGAGGCAAAAAGACCAAACAGAAGGUUCAAGACAAACCUACGACUGCGUCGCCGCCUGCAGCAGAGGAGCCAGACGCUGUCGAUCCGCCCUUAGCUGUUACAGUCGCUGAAACCGCGCUGGUACCACCCCCAGCGGUACUUGUUGCGUCCGAGCCGGAGGCGAUCGUCGAAAACGGGGAGAGUCAGCAGGUCGUUCCAGGCGGCUGGGGUGGUGCCCAGGACAACGCUGGAGGUGCGAACGGCGGCGGCUGGGGCACAGGUGCCGAUGCUGCAGGCGAUAUGUGGGGAGGCGGCGGGGAGACGAAUGAUCUCGACUGGGGAGGAGGAGGCGGCGUGUCUGUCGGUGGCUCGGACGAUCAGGCAACAUCUGCACCGCCAGCCGAUCGGACCAAGAAGGACAAGAAGGCCAAGGCUACUGCUGCUGCCCCCGCCGCAUCAGCGCCCCCCGCCGCGACGUUCGCCGGCCUCCCAGCGAGCUUUGGCGCGGCUCCGGCUCUGAUCUCGCGGGCAUCGCAGUCGCCCGCCGUCAAGGCCGCAUCAGGCUGGGGUCCCACGGAUGGCUGGGGAAAUAGUUCGCCCGCCGCCAAGGCGGAUGACGAUGCGGGCCUGUGGGGGGCAGCGCCGACUGCAGAGGCGUGGGGCGACGCGGGCGGAGAUGCAUGGCCAGACGCUAGCGCGGGCUCGCAGGAUGCCUCUGCCUGGUCCUCGUCUGCAACAGCUGCAGCCGCACAUCAGCCGCCUCCACCAGCACCGCCCCCCAUGCAAGCGCCCACAAUCAGUGCUCAAUCACAAGGCGGAGGCAGAGGCGGUUGGAGGAACUGGGGCAGCGAGGCCAUGUCGACCAACUUGAAGCAGCAGCAGUCCCAGACGUACAUGAGCUCGCCUGCGGGAAUGGAACGGCGACAGCAGGCAGCGUUGUACCAGCAGUCCGCUGCGGCGAUCGGACGCCAUCUCCCGCAGCAGCAGCAGAAACAACAACAGGCGACUCUGGUUCAGCGACAGGCUCUGUUGGCUCAACAUCAAGCACAGCAGGCGCUGCAGGCACGCUUAGUGCGUGCGCAGCAGCACCAGCAGCGUCAACAGCAACAACAAUAUGGGAGUGGUGGUAAGAAGAGCAGCAGGUCGGGCAGUCAUUCCGCACCGCCAGUGCAACAGUCCGACAGUUGGGGCAGUUCUGGAUGGGGAAACGCUGCAUACGACACUGACCGGCCAUAUCCGAUCCUGGAGGAGGAAGAGGAAGAGGAGGAUGAAUACGAGGACGAGGAUGAGUACGAGGAUGAGGAAGAGGAAGAUGAGGGAGAGGGAGAUGAUGCGCGGGGCAAGCAGGACGCGUAUGGGUACGGGUGGGGGACAGGCGAACAAGCCGCAGGCUGGGGACAGCAGCCCGCUCCGACUUCGGACUACGGGCACCGCGUGCGUUUCUCUCCGAAUGUAUCUUACCAGGGCGACCACCCUGGCUCUCGCGCUCCACCUCCCCCUGCUGCGCCCCCCGCCCCUGCAGGCUUCCACCCCUCUGCUGCCGCCUACCCUCCGGCAGCCCACUACCCUUCUGCUGCUCCACCCGCUGCGUCGGUGACCCCCGCCGCAUACCAUCCUGCUGUAUGGACCGCUGGCACGCACUCAUCACCUUCCAAGACAUUUGCCAUGGCUUCUGGCACGCCACAGUCGACGCAGACGACCGUCUUCGAGCUGCAGCCCCCACGGAACGGCCUCGGCGAGAACUCAUUCGCCACCUCGCACGGGCAGGCCCUGUUCCCCGCAGAACGUGCCCUGUUCUCGCGCGAGCGACCCACGAAGCUGCGCAUACGGUGGUCGUUCAACCCCGACAAGGACCCGCGGGUCUCAAGCCUGCUCAAGUGGAUACACGCGAUGUCGAACGGCCUCGCCACGAUCGGGCUGCAACGAUUCCUUGAGACGCGCGAGCGCGGCGCGCUCGUCACGAACGCUGACUACCGCGUGCCGGGUACAGCUCAGCCGGCCUUCGACUGGGUCCCCCUGUCGCAGCUCCAGAACACCCUUGACCGCGUCCUGCAAGAGUCUGUCACGUCGUACGACCCCGCCGUGCAGGUCAUCGUCUUUGCAUUCCUCCUCUCGAACUCUGCCAAUAGCAUGGCGGUGUGGCGGCGGAAAUUGAGCGUGCCCGAGUCGCUCCGAGACACAUAUGAGCAGGAGAUCGAGGCGGCGAAGGCGCAGCUUCAACCGGAUUACCCGGUGUAUGUCGACGAGCUGGAUACCCCGCCCGAGCCUCCCAAGAAGAAGCGCAACUUCCUGUCCAAGCUCAAAUGGCGCAGAAAAGAAAAAGAAAAGUCAUGACCCGUUACGUCCUCACGCCUCCCUCCUUCGUACCCUACACCCCUUAUGUUAGACUUUGUUUGCUCGUCGGUUGCUGUCGAUCCUCGCUACUCAACUUAUCACAUCAUACUAUUGUCGUCGGAUGUAUCCCUUGCCCGGUGUAUCAUAGCUCUCCCACUGUACAAUAGCUUGCUCACAAUGGAUGGAUGGACGGACUCAGACUGG